GUAGAAAGAAAAAAACUUUCUCAACAUAUUCGUGUGCUAAUGUAAAAAGGAUUACAUUUUUGAAAAAAGGAUCCAUUACGGAUUUCCUACUAAAGGAUUAGAAUUUCAUCACUCUACAACAUCUCAAGAGAAAUUUUGAUUGAGUGCUCCAAGUGCCAUACAUAACAUUUGAAUACCUUUCUAUACAUAUACCUUAAAAAAUUCCUAAAAGGAUUAAUUCAUCAAAAAAGAACUUUAAUAAAAAAAAUCAAUUACUUUACGUGCUCAAAUAAAGAAGAAACAAACAUAAAUCAUCCAUCCAUCAGACAUUUGAGUAAAGUGGAAGUCUAUAAAAGAAAUCUUCUAGGAAAUUUGCAGAGCAGCAAUUUGUAAAAGACCAUCACAGUCAUGACAACCAUUAUGGUUAAGAUGUUGAUCCUACAAAAAGUAUGAUAGAAGAAUGAGAUAAAAAAAUAAUUGAAAUAAUGAGUAACAGGAUUAAAAGUGUGUGAUGCAACAUGACAUUUAAGUGCUUUAUAACCAAGCAUCAACAAGCUCUGUUGGUGAUUAUGUUCUUCACUAUGAGCUUUGCGGGAGUAGAGCCUCAUCGAGAUGGCUUAAAACACCAGCAUAAUAAUAACAACAAUCAUCAUAAAUCUCAUGACUUACUUACCUCUCCUGAAUCUUAUAAUAAUGACGCAAUUGGCGGUGCUGUUUUAUUUUUUUCAAAUAACAAUUUUGAAACUAUAAAUAAUACACAUGUUACAGCUCAAAUUGGUGGAACAGCGAUUCUUCCAUGCAUUGUUGAUUCCUCCUCACCUGCAACAGUUACCUGGAUAAGAAGAAGUGAUUACCAACUCCUAACAGUCGGAUUAACAACAUAUAGUAGCGACGAACGAUUUCACGUAGAACAUACGAGACAUCGAGGUGUUUGGGAUUUAAGAAUAAAGUCAGUAAAGAAGGAUGAUGAAGGCGUCUAUGAAUGCAAUUUAUCACUUCAUCCGCCUGAAUCGAUAUUUGUAUCUGUUUCAGUUGUGGAAGCAAUAGCUGAGAUUACGGGAGCACCCGAUGUACAUAUUGAUGAGGGAUCAACGUUAAGGUUAGAAUGUAAAAUUAUGCAAGUGACUGAAAAUCCAUCUUAUGUGUUCUGGUAUCAUGAAGACAAGAUGGUUAAUUUUAAUUUUCAAGAUGGAUAUUCUGUACUAACGUUUCCAAAAGGUUCAAUGUUUCAUUACAUAUACGACGAUGAUGUAAACGCAGAUAAAAUUUUACCAUUUCCAACGAAUGUAGAUAGCAAUAAUUUAAUAGAAGCUCAAGGAUUAAGUGGAAGUGUCAGCAGAAAUAAUGAUGGAGUGCUUUCAUCGGCUAGUAGUAUAUUAUUGGUGCACGAAGUCCAAUUUAAACAUGCAGGAAAUUAUAGUUGUACUCCUUCAAACACUCGUCCCACAAGCAUCAUUGUCCAUGUGCUCAAAGGUGAUAAGCCAGCAGCAAUGAAGCAUUCAAACCAGAGUACAAUAGUCGAUACAAAGUCGUCUGCUCAUUCAUUAAUGCAUAAUUUAUUAUUAUUGUACAGUAGCUUAUGGUUGAUAGCCAUUGUUUAUUUAAACAGAAGCCCUUCUGGCAGAUCGAAUUCAGAUAUCGAAUAG
Messenger RNA from Chironomus riparius, 1625 nucleotides. NCBI's taxonomy places the organism in Eukaryota, Metazoa, Arthropoda, Insecta, Diptera, Chironomidae. The record is from the annotation of a GenBank genome assembly.